CUAGGUUCCUUACAGCCUGCUGAAAAAUCAAGCUAAUUCGUAAGCUUUCAACCCUUUUUUCUUUUUUUUUAAAGGAUGCAAACUUUUGCAUGAGUGAGUAGGUUCCUUAUAGCUCUGCUGAAAAAUCAAGUAACUGGAGAAAAGCAUCCUCUCAAUGGCCGCCGUUAAGGGAGAAGAAACAGCUAUGGUGGAGGAUGCCAUAUUAGGCUACUUAGCUACACAUGAAGUAAUCGCUGAUUCCGGCCAGUUCGCCUACGAACAUGGGCUCGAUCACAACGAAGUCGUCAAUGUUAUCAAGUCUCUCCAUGGUUUCAGAUUCAUUGACGCUCAAGAUAUAAAGAGGGAAACGUGGGCUCUUACUGAUGAGGGGAAAAAGUAUGCUGAUGAAGGUUCACCUGAAGUGCAACUAUUCUUGGCUGUACCUCCAGAAGGCAGCAUUUGGAUGGACGAAUUGCAGAAAAAGCUUGACCCUUCAGUUUUCAAAAUUGGUUGCUUGCAAGCUGGAAAAAACAAAUGGGUGGAUAUGGGGAAGCAAGUGUCCAGGAAGGUUCAACAUGUGGAAGACAAGGUCAAGAAUCUGCUUAUACAGAUACAAGAUGGACAGACCUCUGUAAGCAUAUAUUCACUUAUAGGAUUAAUUGGACUGUCAAACAGUAAGUUUCUGGGUGGACCUGUGGAUGAGCAAGGGGGUGAUUGGAAGGAGUUAGAGUUCAAAGAGUAUAACUUCAAUGCUAAAGGACCACCUGCUGAAGCUGGCCAUCUUCACCCUCUGCUCAAGGUGAAAGAUCAAUUGAAGAACAUGUUUCUUCGGAUGGGUUUCGAGGAGAUGCCAACUAAUAACUUUGUUGAAAGCAGCUUCUGGAACUUUGAUGCCUUGUUCCAGCCACAACAACACCCUGCUCGUGAUGCCCAUGACACAUUCUUUUUGGAAGCUCCUUCUACUACGAGGAAGUUGCCUGAGGAGUAUGUGGAGUUAGUGAAGCGUGUUCAUGAAGAUGGUGGUUAUGGCUCUAGGGGAUAUGGGUACGAAUGGAAAAGAGAGGAAGCAAACAAAAACUUGCUGCGGACGCAUACAACUGCUGUUUCCACCAGAAUGCUUUAUGCACUGGCAAAGCAACCUUUUGCUCCCAAAAAGUACUUCUCAAUUGAUCGUGUUUUCAGAAAUGAAGCUGUUGACCGAACUCAUCUUGCAGAAUUCCAUCAAAUAGAAGGUUUGGUCUGCGAUCGAGGGCUCACUCUUGGUGACUUGAUUGGUGUUCUACAUGACUUCUUCUCACAACUAGGCAUGUCUAAUCUGCGUUUCAAACCUACGUACAAUCCAUAUACGGAACCUAGCAUGGAGGUAUUCAGUUAUCAUGAAGGCCUGGGGAAAUGGGUUGAAAUUGGGAAUUCUGGCGUGUUCAGACCUGAAAUGUUGCGUCCUAUGGGAUUGCCAGAAGAUGCUAGCGUUAUUGCAUGGGGGCUUUCUCUUGAAAGACCAACCAUGAUACUGUAUGGAAUUAGCAACAUCCGGGAUCUUUUUGGACACAAGGUUGAUCUUAGUCUCAUCAGAAGGAAUCCAAUAUGUCGCAUUGGAAUCAAUUAAAUCAUUGGAUGUUCCUGUCCUUAUACAAUAAAGACAUGUCUUAACAAUUACUAUUAAUUCAUAGAUACAAGCUUAUAUAGAUUAUACGAUAAAGAUGUCUUGAUAAGAUUUUGUUACGGUUGGACCCAAUUGUCCUAGUUGUUUGUCUUUGAAGCAAUAUAUGAGAUGCUACGGU
This is a messenger RNA of Rubroshorea leprosula, 1760 nucleotides long. The record is from the annotation of a GenBank genome assembly. Lineage: Eukaryota; Viridiplantae; Streptophyta; Magnoliopsida; Malvales; Dipterocarpaceae.